Messenger RNA from Linum tenue, 1359 nucleotides. Lineage: Eukaryota; Viridiplantae; Streptophyta; Magnoliopsida; Malpighiales; Linaceae. The record is from the annotation of a GenBank genome assembly.
GACUUUGAAAGACUUUAUUGCUUUUUUUUUUCCCCGUAUUAUUACAUUAAUUAAUUAAUUUACUUCGCAACAAUAUCCUUUCAAUUUUAUAUUUCUUACCCUUUUCUCCCCUUUUCUUUCUGUCGCUGCUCGCUGGGUGGCAACAACUGUGGUAUUUAUAUGAGAAAUCAAUAAACGUAAGAAACCUCCGUCUGCUUUUUCUUUCCCAAAUGUGAGCGACGAUCUCAUCUCUCUGAAAUCUGAAUUAACAGGAAACAGAAACUCGAUUGAGGAAGUAACUGUGUUCGCACCCCUUCCAUAUCCGGAGAGGAUCAAUCAAAAUAUAGAAGACGCCCUAAGCUUCAGCUGCCGUCAUUAUUCGACUUGAUAAUAAAGGCAGUGAGAGUAGUGGCGGUGGGAUUUUUGACUUACCAUGCCGAUAGCAUUACAGAGACAAGGGAGUAUGCCGGAGAUCCAACGCCGUCGCGCGACCGAGCUGGGGAUCGGCGGUGCCGCCUUCGUCCCUGCUUCCGCGAUGCUACCGCGAAACAAGGAUGUGGCUGCAGAGGAAGGGAGUGAUCGAGAACAUAGUCCGUCUCCAUCGUCGUCUUCAACGUCGUCGUCCUCAUCAAUCGGGAAUGAUAGCGAUGACUGCGAGGGCAGGGAGGAGGAAGCGGAGAACGAGGUAGAGAGCUCGUUUAGAGGACCGACGAUUCUUGAUCUGGGUGCUUUGGAACGAAGCCUCACUGGUUCUGAUUGGCGGAAAGGACUGUCCAGGUGCUACGUAGGGAAAGCCAAGUCGUUUUCAGAUCUGGGCGAGGCGGAAUCGAUUACUGAUAUCAGCGAGCUCGAGAAAACGGAGCAUGCUGUCAACAAGAGGCGGAGGAGCGAGAUUGCUCUUGCACACGUUUGGGACCGGAGCGGCGGCGCGACGAUUUCCAAGCGGAGCAUCACAUCCAGCGCAAGUGCGAUAUCUCUGACUCUGACUAUGGCCGCCGCCAUGGGAGAAGGCUGCGGCGGCGCCGUGGGUGAGAACCGGUCUCAUAAUUUUCGCAAUCAUCGUCUCCACCACCACCACCACCACCACCACCCUAAACAUCUUCCGCCGCUCCACCCUGGCGGAUCAUCUUCGCAUAUGGUUGUUGAAGCCCUGCAGUCUCCGAAGCAGCAGCAGCAGCAGCGCUCUUCUCCGAUGCGAUCCUUCUCGAUGGCUGAUCUACAUUACUUCGCCCCUGCUCCUACUACAAACUCCCACUAACAAGCUAAUCCCCCCUUUCGUAUCUUGCUUUUACUGUCAUGUUGCGCCCUGUUCUCGACCUAAUCACAGACCAAUCUCUGGUUCAUGAGUUCAAUUUGCUUUGUCAAAUUUAACGUUGCUCC